This is a messenger RNA of Dentiscutata erythropus, 613 nucleotides long. Lineage: Eukaryota; Fungi; Glomeromycota; Glomeromycetes; Diversisporales; Gigasporaceae. The record is from the annotation of a GenBank genome assembly.
AUAUUGAUAGAGAAAUUUGUAAUGAUGGGAAAAAGUUAGAAGUUCUAUUGUUAAAUAAAGAUGAAUUAUUAGGUCUUAAAGAGCUCGUAAAUUUAUUAGAGCCUUUUGCACAAGCAACAUCCUUAAUGUAUGGUAAUACAUAUCCUACACUCUCUCUUAUGCUUCCAAUGAUUACAACUCUUCAAGAAUACUUAUUUAAAGUGGAAUCUAAACUAAAUCAUCAAGCAGUUCAUGAAGUUAGGGAUGAGAUAGAACUUAAUAUAGCUGAUCGAUGGGAAGACCCAAAAAUAGAAGGAUAUUUAGCUGCAAUCUUGGACCCUAGAUUCAAAAAUUUCAAAUUCGCUCCUGAAAAAUUCGAAGAGAUAAAAAAAUAUCUCAAACAUAAAAUGCAAGCAUUAGAUGAGAAUGAAUUUUUGAAUGAGCAACCAACAACAAAAUCGUCCUCAAAAUUAGCUUCUUUUUUUAACAACGUUACUAUCACUAAAAAAACCUCACCAGUUGAUACAGAAUUAAAAACAUACUUUGAUUUGCCUCAAAUGAUACUGUAUGAUUCUGAUGAUCCAGAAUAUCAAACUAAAAACCCACUUUCUUGGUGGCAGUUAUAUUCAACAAC